AUGGGGCAGCGCCAUCAGCUCUGGAUCAUUGGCCGGGUUGGCGGUCGCUACCGCACUCUCGCUGUCGUCCACCAUCAGUGGGCCUACGGCACGCUCCCCAUCAAGGCUGCGUGGAGACUGAUGCACAUUCUGAGCCACCCCGAGAACAAGAGACUCGCUCGCCACGAACUCACCCAUGCCGCCACAUACGACGAUGCUUGGUGGGCCGACAGACGGGAGAAGGCUAUGAAAGGCAAGCCGUUGGAAUCGGCGAUCCCAUUUCCUUUUCUGCUCGUCUGCCUCGUUCUCGCCAGCAGCUAUGAACCGCGCAAUUCAGAUACCGUUCGUCCGUACGCGUCGAGGGUGCACCCUCUCGAUAUCGGCACCGACUGGUCUAAGACGGACAACAACGACGGAUUCACCGUCGUUGACAUUACGGAUAUCGACUCGCCAAAAUACUGCUUCUUGCACCCCUGGCUAUCGUAUAGAGAGGAUGACGACGACAGGACGACAGGUCGUAUGCCCAUGACCGACGAGGAAUACCUCGACUACUACGCUGAAUCGAGAGCGUUGUUCCCGCCGUCUAUGGCUCCGUGGAAGCUCAUCGAUGCUGCCUCGCUUCUCGACCUUUGGCCUGAUGGAGAGUGGUCGGCAAGGAGGGAUUCUCCUGUCGACGGUGGAAGCCAAACAUCUGACACUGUUCCGACAAACGAGUCCAUCUCAGCCUCGGGCUCGGGCUCAGGCGUGGGUAAGUCUAAGCCGUCACUGUCGGAGCUCGCCCUGAAGGUGGCCGUCGAGACGGCCCUCGAACGCGAAGACGUGUUGGAAGCUCUGACUUCGGUUGAAAUUCCCAAUCUCCAGAGCCGCCUCCUUCGAUACGUUCGCGACAAUGCGGGCUUAAUUGAUGGCCGCCCGAAUGGAACACAGCUCGUUGCGCACGCUCUGAAGGACACGGACACGAAAACCCUCGACCUUUCGUACUGGCCCUCGCUGACGGACGAGGUAAUUGUCGAUAUCGUCAAGAAUGUAAAGACCAAUUCGAUCGUCGAAGUUGACAUCUCGAACAACCCCCACGUUACGUCCGCCAGCAUUAAAUCCCUCGUGGAACUGUGCCCGAACCUUCGUUCAAUCAUCGCCCUCAACACCCCGUCCCUACCCCUCAAGGAUUUGAAGGCAUCCAUUGAUAAAUACAACACAUACUGCAUCCAACACUCUUCAAGUCUCCGAGCGCCCUUCGCCAAUGGAGAAGUCUUUCCUCGCAUCAAGGCCUCCAGCCUCGAAAACAUGCUGGCCGACGUGAAGCGCUCGAACAACACCGUCACGCAAGUCUUCCAUUACCUUUCAUGGGCUGGGCAUUUCAUACUCCAGGGGUUUCCCGAGUCCAGCGUCGCCGAUCCGUCUGGCAUGGCUUGGCGAGUCGCUGCUAAAGCGAUCGGGGAGGCCGAUGAUGGGCUCGAAUUCAGGAGCUACAGUCAGCCCGUCCUCCGCAACAUACCCGUCCACGACGUGGAUCUUGGUGUUCGGAAUGCAAUCGAGUGGUUUCCGCAGAUCUUGCAGGCGGCUGUUCAUCAGAAGAAGUCGACAAUGAUGAAUGCACAGGAUGUCCCGUACCAGUGGGCAAUGGCAUUGAGUGUCGGCAUCAAGGACCCCUGGCGUAUCUACCCCGUUCCGGCAAAUGCCUACAUGUGCAGCGAAAUCGGAACUGGCGACGAAGUCAUCCCGAGAUGCCAAAGGGUCCAAGCCGGCUCGUGGACUUUGAUCCUGUUCACCAAGGUUGUCAGAAGCAACCACGACCUUGAAGUCACCGAAGCACAUUAUGCCUUCGUGACGCGAGGAGGAGACGGAAACUUGAUUGUCAAAGAUCUCGAGGGUUUCAGGGACAUGACCCUUGAUGGUAAGGAGAAAAUUUCCGGACUCGAUGACCUGAUUUCCCAGUCGAAACUUGGCAGGGGCGCUGCGGCUGCUGAAGCCGCGGCGACAGACAAAGGUAAAGAGGUCGAGAAUGACGGCCUAAUUUGUGUAGACUGGAAGAGAGUGAAGGUACUUGAAGAGGUUGAGGCUAAGGCCAUUGUCGAGGACUUCAUGCCAGUGUAUGAGGAAGCGAGGGAGAAGAGCUCCAAGGGCAGGCUUAGUUGGUCUCAUGAUGAGCUUAGGGAGGCACUUAUGAGCUAA
Messenger RNA from Scedosporium apiospermum, 2151 nucleotides. RefSeq lists its product as uncharacterized. Lineage: Eukaryota; Fungi; Ascomycota; Sordariomycetes; Microascales; Microascaceae. The record is from RefSeq and is a predicted model, not a curated record. The coding region runs from base 1 to 2151 and encodes 716 amino acids. The transcript has 2 exons.